CAGGUAUAAGUAUGGGCCUGAUUCCAGCUCAUUUCUCUUCUCAUCAUUACAACAGCUUCUCAAACAAGCACAACAGCUUUUACAAUCCUUCCUAGCUUCUCAAACUCCCAGCAACACUCUCACAAUGAGAUUCUCCACUGCCUUCGCCUUGUCCACUGUGGCCUUCACCGCCAUGGCUGCCCCUGUUCCUCAGGAUUCUGCAGUCGCCGCUCCUGGACUUCUCCAAGAUCUCUCGCCUGAAGUGGUUGCGCUUCUCACGGCUCUCGGUCUCGGUGGCCUUGCACCUCCUGUCGGUGGCAUCGUCAGCACCCUUGGAGUCGAUGUCAAGAAGCGCCAGAGUCUUCUCCAGGACCUUUCCCCAGAGGUUGUUGAUCUUCUCAAUCGCCUUGGUUUGAGCGGCCUUUCAGCUCCUGUUGGAGGCAUCGUCACUACACUUGGCCAGGACGUCAAGAAGCGUCAGGCCCCCGGACUCCUCGAGGACCUGUCGCCUGAGGUCGUUGCUCUCCUUAC
Messenger RNA from Aureobasidium subglaciale EXF-2481, 510 nucleotides. RefSeq lists its product as uncharacterized. NCBI's taxonomy places the organism in Eukaryota, Fungi, Ascomycota, Dothideomycetes, Dothideales, Saccotheciaceae. The annotation marks the transcript as partial. The transcript has a single exon. The record is from RefSeq and is a predicted model, not a curated record.